UGCAUGCUUCUCGCGUGCGUGUGUGUGGCUCCGUGCUGUGCGCGUACGUGCUUCAGCUGAUCGUUGGCGAAGAAAAGCAAGCAGGAGAGAAAGACGAAAGAAAACAUGUUGUCUGCCGCAAAUCGGGGCCAACACUGACGAUUCGCGAGCCGAAACAUUUCCGAUCCACCGCGUGUGUUUGCCAAAAGACUCGAAAAGGCAAAGCCAAAUGGUGGGCUACAGUCCGAACAGCGAGCACCACCUGACGGGCUCGCAGCUGGGCAUCGCCGGCGCCACCAGCGGCGCCGUCUCCAGGGCACUCACCCAGCCCCUCGACGUCCUCAAAAUCAGAUUUCAGUUGCAAGUUGAGCCGACUGCGGGCAGGGAGACGGCCAAAUCGAAAUACCGAGGAGUGUUGCAGGCGACGCGACUGGUGGUCAAAGAGGAAGGCGUAAGUGCCCUUUGGAAAGGACACAUUCCAGCCCAGGGUCUUUCCUUGCUCUACGGUGCCUCGCAGUUCUACACGUACGAGCUGCUGACGCACUACGCGUGCGACCUCAAGUUCAACCCUGCGGCCUUCUGGGUGCACUUCACGUGCGGCGCCCUCUCCGGCUGCAGCGCGUGCUUCAUCACUAACCCCUUGGACGUCGUGCGAACCAGAUUGAUCGCUCAAGGCGAACCAAAGAUAUACAGCGGAAUGACGUCUGCAUUUACAGCAAUCGUGAGAAAAGAGGGAUUUCUGGCGUUUUACAAAGGACUAACCCCGUCACUGAUCCUGAUCGCGCCUCAAAUCGGAGCCGUGUUCGCUUGCUACGAGUUCUUCCACGACGCCUGGUGUUCCACCCUGCCGAACGCGACGGGCUGGGCGCCGCUGAUCUGCGGAGCGAUGGCCGGCGUGUGUUCUAAGACGUUGGUCUACCCGCUGGACCUGGCCAAAAAGCGACUGCAGGUGACCGGCUUUGAGCACGCCCGCAAGAGCUUCGGUGAGGUGGUUGUUUACCGGGGGCUGGGGCACGUGCUGUGGCGCACGGCCACCAAGGAGGGCCUCCACGGGCUGUUCAAGGGCGUGUGGCCGAGCGUGCUCAAGGCCGCCUUCACCACCGGCCUCCAGCUGGCCGUCUACGAGCAGACGUGUCACAUGCUCGUCCUCAUGGCGCACCACCACUGAUUGUGCGUGCGUGCGUGCGAGCACAGCCCACGACCCAGGACAAUUCCUCAAUUUUCUCUCAACUGUGCAAAGACUGACACUCGUCGAAUCAAUCUCCUUUUGUGCGAGCGCCACUCUCAAUUUCUAGAUUUUGGUGCAAAUUGUCUUCCAUGUGUUCUCUGUUGGCAGGCAAAGGAGUAGAAAGUGCGUGCUGACGAUUUAUUUCCGACCACGGAAGCGGUUAAGUCGGUUUUCGGGCGCUGGAAUAGCCUUCGACUUACUAGUUAGUUAGUUAGUUAGUUUGAGUUUCUUUACACGCAAUAACAUAGCAGAGUUUUUUAAUGCCAAAGCGGAAACACUUACUAAACGAUACAAGCAUAUAUUGACUAUGCACUGGGCUUCCUACCUACGUUCUAACCAAGUGGAAAUUUAAUUAUUUUCACGGACACCUCUCUUUCGUCGCAGAAUUUAGUCUGAAAAAACUUGUUAAUAGAGCAAAAUGAAAUAAAGGCAAUAAAUUAAUACACAUGGAUGUGGAGAAA
Molecule: messenger RNA, 1668 nt
Organism: Cloeon dipterum
Lineage: Eukaryota; Metazoa; Arthropoda; Insecta; Ephemeroptera; Baetidae
Product: mitochondrial thiamine pyrophosphate carrier-like
Exons: 7
Coding region: 209-1147 (312 amino acids)
Biological process (GO): transmembrane transport
Molecular function (GO): transmembrane transporter activity
Source: RefSeq, a predicted model, not a curated record